UUCCUUGUUGUUGCUAAGACACUCUUGUUUCGCUCCUUGACAACCCUGGCGGGGGUGCGCUAGCUGCGGCCCCGGCUCCGGCCCCCGCGGGAGCAGGCCACUCCAGGCCAGCACUUGUGAGCCCCGAGGAGGAAUUGGAUCGAAUUGAAAUACUUAGGUGGAAGAGGCCCCAGCAGCUGCUGAGGACCCAGUGUUCAGCAUUUUCAGCUGAAAAUCUCGGGAGCACCCCUUGAGGAAAGACAUUUUCUGCUACCACCCAGUUGGCAGGGCCUGCUUCCGAAAUCUCCCGGGGGUGUCUUCACUGCCAGUGCCCGCGCCUCCUGAAAGCCCCACUCUCUCCCUCCAGUGGUCACAGUGGAAGGAUCAUGGGAGAAACAGAAGGGAAGAAAGAGGAGGCUGAUUAUAAGCGACUGCAGACCUUCCCUCUGGUCAGGCACUCGGACAUGCCAGAGGAGAUGCGAGUGGAGACCAUGGAGCUAUGUGUCACGGCCUGUGAGAAAUUCUCCAACAACAACGAGAGCGCAGCCAAGAUGAUCAAGGAGACAAUGGAUAAGAAGUUCGGCUCCUCCUGGCACGUGGUCAUCGGCGAGGGUUUUGGGUUUGAGAUCACACAUGAGGUGAAGAACCUCCUCUACCUGUACUUCGGGGGGACCCUGGCUGUGUGUGUCUGGAAGUGCUCCUGACGCCGUCCGCACCCCGGCCCCCGGCCCUGCAGGGCCACCUCCUGCCACCCCUCGGGGAUGGGGAGCAGCCCCAGGCAGGUCCUGGUGUGUCGGAGGAGAGUCUGGGGUCUUUCCUACGAGUCUCUGAGCCACGGCCAGUGUGUGAGCGAGUGGACCUGUCUUCCCCCAGGCCCCCAGCGUGUGAAAGGGAGAGCAGGCUGUGGUCUCGAUGCAGGGGAGGGGUGGGAAAUGUGACAGGGUAGGAGGGCGGGGAGGUGGGAGUCUUCUCCCCAGGACAUGCCAGCCCCAAGCCUGCUGUCCCCUUGCCUCCCGGGAGCCCCCUGCCCGACCACCCCCAGCACUGCUGGCGGGGGUGCACUCUCCUGGUCU
Molecule: messenger RNA, 1052 nt
Organism: Callorhinus ursinus (northern fur seal)
Lineage: Eukaryota; Metazoa; Chordata; Mammalia; Carnivora; Otariidae
Source: RefSeq, a predicted model, not a curated record